AGAAUUCUGUAUUCCAUUUUAGUAUCGAUUGUCUUCAAAUUUCAAUACCAGCCAACGACCCACAUUUCAGGGGGCGUCAACGUUGUAUGUCCUUCUCAAGGUCAAUGCCAGCAGAGUCUUUUGAUGGCUGUGCACCAGGUCAUCGGGAGCAGGUCAAUCGUCUGACGUCAUAUAUCGAUGCUGGAAACGUUUACGGCAACAGUCUAUCAUCGCAUGCUUUACUGAACGCUCCCAACGGCUGUUUGAAUACUACAAAGUACAAUUUAUUACCUCCUGGGGGUGUUUGCAAGAUCCUUAGCAACGACAGAGACCACUGUCCCAGGGCAGGGGAUGAGAGGGUGAGUGAGAAUCCGUCCCUUGGAGGAAUGCACGUCAUAUGGGUGAGACAACACAACAAAAUCGCCCAGCAUCUGGCAAAAACUACGUCAUGGUCUUCCUACAAAAUAUUUCAAGAAACCAGAAAAGUUAUAGGCGCCAUAAUGCAGCACAUCACUUAUGGAGAGUACUUACCCAAAAUAUUGUCACCAAGGACCAUGGCAAGACGCAGCCUUUAUUUAAGGACCUCUGGUUAUGAGGCUCGGUACGAUCAGGAAACUGACCCCUCUGUCAAAAAUGUGUUUGCAGCGGCUGCUUUCAGAUUCGGACAUUCACAGAUUCCCCCACAGUUAGGGUAUCUGUUCAAGGACAUGACCAGUCGCUCCUUUAAGCUGGAGGACACCCUGAUGGACCCUCAUCUUGUGGUGACCCAGAAUGGUGUAUAUCUCCCAGACCUGGUCCGGUUUGUCCUACAGAAUAACUCCAGACUCGUAGACAGGCAAAUUGAAUCAGCUGUUCGAAAUACACUGUUUGUUGAUUUUAAAGGCGAGAGUUUUGAUCUGCCUGCCUUAAAUUUACAAAGGGGGCGUGACCACGGACUGCCGCCUUACACGGCCUGGAGAAAACAUUGUGGUUUGAUUGUACCUAAGUCAUUUGGGCAACUGGUGGACCAUGACGUCCAAACCAGAGAAAAACUCUCCAAUGUGUACGAAUUAGUAUCUGACAUUGAUGUAUUUGCUGGAGGAAUUUCAGAACUGCCAGAGGAGGGCAGCGUUUUAGGACCGUUAUUUAACUGCUUACUUGGAAAACAGUUUCACGAUCUGAAGUUUGGUGACAGGUACUGGUUCGAAAAUCCGGGAGUAGGGGGAUUCACUCCAGAACAGCUACAGGCCAUUCGCAGCGUAACAUUGGCUUCUGUAAUUUGUAAUACUCUCGACAUCGACAAAGUUCAGAAGGACGCCUUUGAAGUACCACAUAAGGGAAAUCCACUCAUUGCGUGUGAAAAAAUUCCAAAAUUGAAUUUAGAAUCAUGGAAGAAAUAAAAAUCAUACAUGGCCAGA
Messenger RNA from Saccostrea cuccullata (small rock oyster), 1376 nucleotides. Its product is annotated as peroxidase-like protein 3. Gene Ontology annotation, biological process: response to oxidative stress. The record is from RefSeq and is a predicted model, not a curated record. NCBI's taxonomy places the organism in Eukaryota, Metazoa, Mollusca, Bivalvia, Ostreida, Ostreidae. Gene Ontology annotation, molecular function: heme binding; peroxidase activity. The coding region runs from base 87 to 1358 and encodes 423 amino acids. The transcript has 10 exons.